AUUACUUUACUGAGAAUGGAAGAAGCUUUUGCAAGCAAUAACGUCACUGACCAUACAAGAGAAAGCUCAUCACAGCUGCCUGCCCUACGAAUGAUCGAAGUCGUUCUGUAUUUCACAAUAUCUGCGGUUGGAAUAACAGCCAACAGUAUGAUUUUUCACUCAUUAUUGAGCCGUCAUAGUCUAAGGGUUGGUGAAUAUCUUAUUCUGAACUUGGCUCUCACCGACUUGGCAACUUGUGCUGUGAGCAUACCCUUUGACUUGACAGAGCGUCUCAUGGGAGGAUUCCCGUACGGUUCGAUCAUGUGCUACGUUGUGUAUCCGUUGCAGACAGUACUCAUGGCAGUCUCGGUGAUCACACUACUCUCAAUGAGUUUGGAACGUCGGCGAAUUGUAAUGAAACCCUUCCUUCGACCAAGGGUUCUUCCGAGAAAGGCAAAGAUCGCAAUUUGUGUCUCGUGGAUCGCACCUAUUUUGGUGAUAAUUCCCUACGCACUUGUACUGAGGCUUGAUGGAGAAAACUGCGUGGAAAAAUGGCCCGAGCAUUGGCACGUUCGAGUUUUCACGCUGACAAACUUUACGAUCUUUUUCGUCAUCCCUAUUGUUGUAAUUGCUACUUCUUACUUCAGAGCGGGGAAAAAAGUACGAAUGGAACUUGAAAAGCUCAAUGAUAUGCUGGAAGGGAGCAACAGAUCAAAGAGGGACUACACCAGGAAGCGCACAAUUCAAAAGCUUAAAGUUACAAAGAUGUUCAUCAUUGUUGUUGUCACCUUUUUUGUGUGCAUGUUACCCACACAUUUGGUGUGGAUUUGGCACGAUUUUGCUCAGGGUCAACAGAACACACACUUUCAGGAUUUACUUACAUUCAGCAAUAUUGCAAUGUACUUAAACAGCGCUCUGAAUCCUUUCAUCUUCAGGAGUGUUCGAGGCAAAUCGUUCACCCGGCUGAUCGCGUGCUGUUGCAAAAAGUUUGGCGCGAACUCACGCGAGUCAUGGAUGUUCCCUUGCUGUGUUGACACUCAUCACCAAAUGUCUCAGGUGGAACGUGAAAGAGCCAUCAGAGUCACAAGACAGUCUUUGUCUGGAUCAUCUGACGUCUGUGACCUAUUUGAGGUGUUCUACGAGACGAGUGUUUGACUAUCGAGGACCCCAUAGCGCCCUGUUGUUGACUGAUUGCAGAUCGCACCCACUUUAUCUCGAUGGAUCUAUAUCGGGCACGCCAGGCCUACACUGCAAUGCACAAUCAUCUGAACCGUACAUGCCAUAUUCUUGUAUCACGAUCGAGUGCGCUUUUUUCAAUGAGAAAUUAUACAAUGUCU
Stylophora pistillata is the source of this 1316-nucleotide messenger RNA. Its product is annotated as galanin receptor 2b-like. Gene Ontology annotation, biological process: G protein-coupled receptor signaling pathway. Lineage: Eukaryota; Metazoa; Cnidaria; Anthozoa; Scleractinia; Pocilloporidae. Gene Ontology annotation, molecular function: G protein-coupled receptor activity. Gene Ontology annotation, cellular component: plasma membrane. The record is from RefSeq and is a predicted model, not a curated record.